This is a messenger RNA of Pyricularia pennisetigena, 4227 nucleotides long. RefSeq lists its product as uncharacterized. NCBI's taxonomy places the organism in Eukaryota, Fungi, Ascomycota, Sordariomycetes, Magnaporthales, Pyriculariaceae. Gene Ontology annotation, molecular function: phosphatidylinositol-4,5-bisphosphate 5-phosphatase activity; phosphatidylinositol-3,5-bisphosphate 5-phosphatase activity. The record is from RefSeq and is a predicted model, not a curated record. The transcript has 6 exons. Gene Ontology annotation, cellular component: cytoplasm; membrane. Gene Ontology annotation, biological process: phosphatidylinositol dephosphorylation. Bases 1 to 4227 code for a protein of 1408 amino acids.
AUGGAGCAGCAUUUCCGUCGCGCGGCCACCGGCAUGGACAACAUGCUCAACAACGUCUUGAGCAUGGAACCGCCGCCCAACACAUGGGGUCCAACGCCCACCGCCGCACCCGUCUCUCAGACCUCGGCCGAAAAGACCAGCCAGCUCUUAAUCCGCGACUAUCCGUUCCGAUCCAUCGCUAUCGUAUCCAAAUCACAUGCUCUAGUCUUCCGGCAUGGCGGCUCCAGCCCCGACCCUCUCUCGAACGGCUCCUUUUCCGCCCUUCCGAAUUCACGCUCCCGGCCGGGCGAGGGCUCGAGCAACGCCGCCAAGUGCAUGGUGGAGUUUGCCCCCAACACUAGGAAGCUUCUGGAGGAUUACCGCCCGCUUACCUCGCGACCUAUAUACGGCACGCUUGGCUUGAUAUCCAUGGGCCAAGAUGUCUUCAUUUGCGUCAUCACGAGCGCCUCGAGGGUUGCGACCUUGCGCCCGGGAGAGACUAUCGAGAGGAUCAAUGCCGUGGAGUUCUUCUGUCUGAAUACGAACGAGUAUGAUGACGUUCUUUCCACAGACCCGUAUUACGAAGAUGAUGGGUCGUCAGCCUAUGGUCAGGGCUUGAGCAGAAGGGAUCCUACUUUGGAGCACCCGUGUGCCGAAGUUCAAAAGUUGUUGAGCAACGGAAGCUUCUAUUUCAGUACUGAUUUUGAUCUUACAAACCGGCUGCAGGACAGACCAGCAGACGCUUCUGCGUUCAACAUUGACAACUUUGACGAAGAAUUCUUGUGGAACUCUUUCAUGAUAGACCCGCUUGUGCAGUUCCGAUCGCGUCUGAUGGCGCAUGAAAGAGAGGCCCUUGAUGCUUCCUGGUUUUUGACGUCCGCCAUCCGAGGGUUCUGUCAGACGAUCACUUUGCCGCAGCCAAUAGCGCCGUUGAGGGGUGGAUCCAAGGCUGGCAUGCCAUCAUAUCUUACCCUUAUAUCCCGUCUCUCAUGCCGCCGGGCUGGCACCCGGUUCAACUCCCGUGGUAUUGAUGACGAUGGUAAUGUGGCAAACUUUGUCGAGUCGGAAACGACAUACUGGAGUCCGUCCGGGGUGGUUUUCUCGUACUGCCAGGUCCGAGGUUCAGUUCCUGUAUUCUGGGAGCAGUCUGCCGGGCUGAUACCUGGACAGCAGAAAAUCACGCUCACGAGGUCGCCUGAUGGGACACAACCGGCCUUUAACAAACACUUUGAAGACUUGGAGCAGACAUACGGAGCAGUACACGUGGUCAACUUGCUGAGCGCGACCAAACCAGGAGAGCUUGAGCUUACUCAAUCCUUUCGCUACGGCAUCCAGCAUUGUCCCCUGAGUCGCCGUGGUGAGAAGCACAGCCAGCAAGAUCAUGCGCUCUUGCGCGCCACCGAGUACGACUUCCAUGCGGAGACGAAGGGGCCGCAAGGUUACGAAGCUGCAAAGCAAAUCAGACACUACAUUGAAGCCUCUGCAGAUGGGUUUGCGUAUUAUCUUUCCGAAGUUACCAGGGAUGGAGAGGAGGUUGGCAAGCCAUCAGCACCACGCUAUGUAGUACUUCUGCAGCAAGAGGGGGUCUUCAGGACAAACUGCCUUGACUGUCUCGACCGCACCAAUCUUAUUCAGACCCUGAUCUCACAAAUGGCAGUCGAAACCUUUCUGGGUCAUAGGGGAGAGUUUGCUACGUCGGACUUUUGGAUGCGGCACUCGAGCAUGUGGGCAGACAAUGGCGAUGCAUUGUCGAGAAUCUACGCUGGCACGGGAGCGCUCAAGUCUUCAUUCACACGCCACGGCAAGAUGUCACUUGCCGGUACUUUCGCCGAUGUCCGAAAAUCGGCGACACGGCUAUAUAUCAACAAUUUCGCAGACAAAGGGCGACAGAACACAAUCGACCUCCUCCUGGGCAGGAUCUACGGCCAAUCACCUGUGGUUCUGUAUGACCCUAUUAGUGACUAUGUUGCAGUGGAACUUUCGAAACGAAGUGCUCAAUUCUCCUCCACUGAGACCAUAUCUAUCUUGGUGGGGACGUUCAACCUCAAUGGCCGGACAGAGGGAAUCGACGAAGACCUGUCACCAUGGCUUUGGCCUGCUGUCCUAGGAGAUAGGCAGCCAGAAAUUGUCGCCGUUGGAUUCCAAGAAAUUGUCGAGCUCAGCCCGCAACAAAUCAUGAACAGUGACCCCAGAAGGAAACAGCUCUGGGAAAACGCGGUCAAGCAAACACUCAACGAGAACUGCGAACGGCAUGGCCAAGAAAAGUACGUCCUGCUCAGAAGUGGACAACUUGUCGGUGCAGCGCUUUGCAUUUUCGUCAAGGCUUCAGCGCUGCGGAAUAUCAAGAACGUCGAGGGCAGUGUCAAGAAGACUGGCAUGUCAGGCAUGGCCGGCAACAAGGGUGCCGUUGCGAUUAGGCUCGAUUAUGCCAGCACGCCGAUAUGCUUUGUCACGGCGCAUCUGGCCGCUGGGUUUGCAAACUACGAGGAGAGGAAUAAGGACUAUGCUACCAUUCACCAGGGUCUCCGAUUUCAGAGAAAUAGGGGCAUCGAUGAUCACGAUACCGUAAUCUGGCUUGGUGACUUCAAUUACCGCAUUGGGUUGAGCAGAGAGAAGACCAUGGAUCUUAUCAAACGGCAAGACCUUGAGCGCCUCUAUGAAAACGACCAGCUGAACCUGCAAAUGGUUGCUGGUCUCUCUUUCCAAUACUACUCCGAGGCUCGAAUCAACUUUAUGCCUACUUACAAGUUUGAUCUCGGAAGCGAUGUCUACGACUCCUCUGAGAAAGCGAGGAUACCCGCGUGGACGGACCGCAUUUUGCGAAAAGGCAACAAUAUUCGCCAAACCUCGUACGAUUCGGCUCCCCUCAGGUUCUCAGAUCACAGACCCGUCUACGGAACUUUUGAAUGCACAGUCAACAUUGUUGACGAGGCGCUCAGGGAGCAGUUCUCCCGGGAGAUUUACGAACGGAGAAAGGCAGACAUGGGCGACGCCAUCAGCAUUCAGACGGCCGACACGGAUGAUGAGGACCUGAAAGGGUAUGGAUCGAUUGAGCCUGGCUUGCCACCGGCUAGUACCGACCGGCAGAAGUGGUGGCUCGAGAAUGGUCGAACAGCCAGGUCGACUGUGGUGCCACCGAGACCUACCGCGUCAUCUCACGUCACAGUCUUGAAUCCCAACAGGCCUCCGAAUCCAUUUGUGCCGACAGAAGAACCAGACUGGGUGACGGUGCCCAGAUCAGACUCUCGACUGAGUAAUUCGUACUCGAGCAUCUCAACGAGUCCAUACGAGCACGUGCUGCCGACACUGAAGCAGCAGCAGACAGUCAGGAAGCUGCCACCUCCAUACGAUCCAUCUGCACUGUCAUCGCAGUUCGCAAGAAAGCCUACAGGGCAGAGUGACCAGCAUUCGGGUUCGAAUCUGCGUAACGAGAUGCCAUCUUCUGCAUUGUCCGCUCAAUUCACAAGAAGACCGAGUACACAGAGCGAGCAUGUGUCUAGCUCUUAUAGAAACCAGACGCCGCCGCCGCCUCCGCCCCCCAGAAGGCAACCAGGCAACAGUGGAUCUGGUCCUGGGCCGGAGAGGGCGUCAACCCUUCCAGCCAAGCUGCCAACCAAGGUUCUGCCUCCACCAUCUGACGUGAUCCCAAGGAAAGCUGUCAAGGCGCAACCACCACCUACAUCGUCGGCAUCGUCAACCACAAAGUCAAGUAAUGCUCCGCCACCAGUGGCCAAGAAGCCGGCUCACCUGGCUGGUUUAAGCCCAGCCGGGAGCCCAACCAUCGCUCAGAGCGACCAUAUGGCAGUAGCUCAGAGGCCAAAGUCGCCUGGACGAGCAAAGGACGGGCUGAAAGGUGUGGUUGGCAGACUCGGUGAGCGACAGCAAGCGAUGCAGCAAGUGUCUCCCCUCCGGGGGAAGGAUGGCGGACUCGCACGGAGGCCGAUUGCAACCCCGCCCACAGCGAGCGAGCUGGGGAUCGACAGGGCGGUAGAUUCAGCAGCGCCGCCACCAAAACCCAGCAGGAAACCGACGAUGUCACCAGAGGUGCGGCCAAAACCCAAACCCCCGGGGUUAAGGAGCGAGCAGACCGUGGUGCAAGAUCAAACAAAUCAGGCAAACCAACUACAGUCAAGGCCGGUGCCAGAUCGGCCUUCAGCGAUGAGCCAGACUCCUGGGGAAAAUUUUAGCCUUAUGGACAAUGAUACAGACGAUCAACUAAGUGCUUUCAAGGUCCUCAGACCCAGCUGA